Chara braunii is the source of this 1399-nucleotide messenger RNA. Lineage: Eukaryota; Viridiplantae; Streptophyta; Charophyceae; Charales; Characeae. The record is from the annotation of a GenBank genome assembly.
GCAAGUGGGCGUUGCACUACACCAUAAAGAACAACUUCCUGCAAGCGUCGUUGGACGUUUUGGCUGAGAUCUGGAACAAACGUGCUUACCACUUUGAUGAGAGCCACAUGAAGAAGAUACAGGCGUACCUUGUGGAGAGGGGGUUUGCAGACAAGGGACGACAACUCGGUCAACAACAGGGAGACUCAGGAGAGGAGGACGAAGAUAACCCAGAGCGAGUGGCGCAGGAAGACGACGAACAGGGUGGAGGGGCGUGUGAGGCGCCUGAGAGUGGAGGUGCUCGGGAUGUUUCGCGGGGUGGUGACGACAAGUCUGCGGAGGUUCCCAUCGAUGUUGAGAGGGAGGCGGAGCGUGACUGCGGGGAGUUGAGGGCAGAGAAGAGAGCGGUCACUGGCGUUGGGACGUCAAGGAAGAGGAAGACUUCUUCGCAGCCCCUGCCAGCGACAGCAACCACGAAGAAGCUUCGCCAAUCGCGCAUGGAAGAGUCGUUCGAUCCUAAAUGGCAGCGAGACAGGGACGCGUAUUUCUUGCAAUGGUUCUAUGCCUGCGGCAUCCCAUUCCACGCGGCAAGGAGGCCGGAGUACAACACGUUCAGGAGGCACCUCGCGACAUGUCCCCCUCGGGUUCAUCCGUCUCUGCCCAACUAUCGCCGCAUCUCUGGCGAUGGUAUUGUCAAGCAGGACAAGGAUGUUGCGGAGAUGCUGGCGACGCUCAGGAGAGAUGUGGUGGUGACAGGAACGACCAUCCUCACGGACGGUCGCAAAUCCAUCACUGCUUAUCAGAUCGUCAACUUUUUGGCAGUUGGAUCUUCAGGGGCGUACCUGUUGAGGACAGUGCAGAGGGACGGGGCUGAGCAGGACACGGCAAGUGUGGUUCUGAGGCGGUGGAAGAAGGUGCUCGAUGACUUCGGCAUCGAAAAUGUCAAUGCGAUUUGUACGGACUCUACGGGGACAUACGUCGCGGCUGCCAAGUUCCUUGCGCAGGACAAGGAUCUUCAAUACAGUUGCAUCACUUGGCCUCCGUGUGCGGUGCAUGUCCGCAACCUGAUGUUGUCAGACAUUGACAAGGACGGGCGAGAUGGUGGCGUUGGACACACGGAGGACACGAUCAUCAAAGCGAGGGCGGUCGUGAGAUUCAUUCGGUCACACGGGGCCGCCCUCACCCUUUUCCGGCGAUUCUCCGCGCGUCACCCGACCAAAGGGCAGACAGCGCCGUCGUCGGCUUUGAGCGGCACCUCCGGUCGAGGUCGGGAGCUCAUUUUACCCAGUGCAGACCAGAUUCACCACGCAGUACCUAAUGUUAGAGCGGUUGUUGGAGCAAUGUCACAUGCUUAAGGAUAUGAUGAUUAGCGACGAGUGGUUGCGACAGCCGUGGAGGUGGAGCUUGUGGCUUCAGUCGC